This is a messenger RNA of Brienomyrus brachyistius, 4894 nucleotides long. RefSeq names its product bromodomain-containing protein 1-like. Gene Ontology annotation, cellular component: MOZ/MORF histone acetyltransferase complex. Gene Ontology annotation, biological process: regulation of transcription by RNA polymerase II. The record is from RefSeq and is a predicted model, not a curated record. NCBI's taxonomy places the organism in Eukaryota, Metazoa, Chordata, Actinopteri, Osteoglossiformes, Mormyridae. Gene Ontology annotation, molecular function: protein binding.
GCGGGCGGGGCCUCCGGUGUAACCGCAUUGUUGCUGGGGGAGGGAGAAAGAGAGCGAGCGAGAGAGACGGGCUUCGUGAUGAGAAUCCGGACCUUUCGGUUGUUGCACGGUCUAUUUUUAUGACGAGGGCAGACCCCAGUUCCGAGGCCGUGCGGUCCGAACGGACGCCCCCGGAGACCUCCCGAACCCGCGCCUGAGAGCCGAGCGACGCCCGUUGGAUGAGAAGACCGCGCGGGAUCGCAGCCGUUUGGGCAGGCCGCGCCGCCAUUGCUCCCCUCAGCGCUGCCCUGCUGUAACAGAAAGCUCUGGGGGCGCGGGGUGUGCGCUCCACGAUUCGCUCGACAAGCACAGGUUUUAUAGGAUUCGGAUGAUGAAGAGAAAAGCCAAGCUCCAGCGGACUCCCGUGUCCAGACGCGCGGCCUCCCCCAUCAAGCCAUCGCCCAACCGCGAGACGCUGACAUACGCUCAAGCGCAGCGCAUGGUAGAGUUGGAGAUCGAUGGCCGCGUCCACAGGAUCAGCAUCUUCGACAAGCUGGAGAUCAUCUCGGACGACGACGCCACCGCCCAGGAGAUCGUCGAGUGCAACAGCAACAAGGAGAAUACGGAGAAGCCGCAGCAGGCCCUCGUACGGUCCGUCAGGCUGAAGAACAGCCAGCAGAAGAAGAGCGCCGCCCUCACCGCUACGCCGAGCAUCCAGGCCCCGGGAGGGACCCUGAAGGAGCCUAAGAUCCGCACGGUGGAGUACAACCUCCCUGUGGUGCCCCGCCGGCCUACCACCUACUACACGUACGUGGAGAAGACCCCGGAGGAGCUGGAUGAGGAGGUGGAGUACGACAUGGACGAGGAGGACUACGCAUGGCUGGACCUCAUCAACGAGAAGAGGCGCGGCGAAGGUUUCAGCCCGGUGUCGCACAACGUCUUCGAGUUUCUCAUGGACCGGCUAGAGAAGGAGUCGUUCCUGGAGAGCCACGGCCACAGGGAGCCGCUGAUCGAUGAGGACGCCGUGUGCUGCAUCUGCAUGGACGGCGAGUGCCAGAACAGCAACGUCAUCCUCUUCUGUGACAUGUGCAACAUGGCCGUGCACCAGGAGUGCUACGGCGUGCCCUACGUGCCCGAGGGCCAAUGGCUGUGCCGCCUGUGCCUGCAGUCGCCCUCGCAGCCCGUCGACUGCAUCCUGUGCCCCAACAAGGGUGGCGCCCUCAAAAAGACCGACGACGACCGCUGGGGUCACGUGGUCUGUGCACUCUGGGUCCCCGAGGUGGGAUUCUCCGACACGGUUUUCAUUGAGCCCAUCGAUGGCGUGAAGAACAUCCCUCCCGCACGCUGGAAGCUCACCUGCUACCUCUGCAAGGAGAAGGGUGUGGGGGCCUGCAUACAGUGCCACAGGGCCAAUUGUUACAUGGCCUUCCAUGUCAGCUGUGCGCAGAAGGCCGGCCUUUACAUGAAAAUGGAGCCUGUGAAGGGGGCAGAGUCUGAUGGCGGCACUGCCACCUUCACGGUGAAGAAGACGGCCUACUGUGAGGCGCACACCCCCUCCGGCUGUGUCAGGAGGCCCCUGACCAUCUACGAAGACCGCAAAACCAAAAACGGGCUCUGCCGGGAGAGCAGAAUGGCCGGGAGUGUGAGGUUGAAAGGAACUCAGAAGAAGAAGAAGACCAAGAAAAGUGCACCCAAACCUACGGCAGCUGUCCCUGCACUUUCAGUGCCUAGCAUUUCACCCCAAAGAUUAAACACAAUCCUGAAUCAGGUUUCCAUCCAGAAGAAGAAGGUGUUUGUGGAGAGGGUCUUGAGCUACUGGAUGUUGAAGAGGCAGUCUCGAAACGGGCUGCCGCUUCUCCGCAGACUGCAGUCCGGCCCACUGGCCCAGAAGGCCGCGCAGUCGAGGGACACUGAGAAGGGGAACCAGGUGCUGAAGGAGCAGUUGAAGGACUGGCACCGACUUCGCCACGAUCUGGAACGAGCCCGGCUACUGCUGGAGCUCAUUCGGAAGCGGGAGAAGCUCAAGAGGGAGGAGAUAAAGCUCCAGCAGACAGCCCUGGAGGUUCAGCUCACUCCGUUUGCCAUCCUGCUGCGCUCUGUCCUGGAUCAGCUCCAGGAGAGAGACCCCGCCAAGAUCUUCGCCCAGCCCGUCAGCAUCAAGGAGGUGCCAGACUACCUCGACCACAUCAAGCACCCCAUGGACUUCUCCACCAUGAGGAAGCGCAUUAACGCACAGGGCUAUAGGAGCCUGGAGGAGUUCGAAGCCGACUUCAACCUCAUCGUGUCCAACUGCAUGAAGUACAAUGCCAAGGACACCGUCUUCUACCGGGCCGCGGUGCGGCUCCGCGACCAGGGCGGGGCCGUGCUCAGGAAGACACGCCGGCAUGCGGAACGUGUCGGUUUCGACUAUGCCAGCGGGCUACACCUCCCAGAACCGCCCAAGGUGGAGCUGCAAGCAACGUUCUCCUGGGAUGACGUGGACCGGCUACUGAGCCCGGUGACUCGGGAGCACAUGUCCCUGAACGAGCAGCUGAAGGAACUCCUGGAGAUGCUGGACUUGACGCGCUCUAUCAAAUCGUGCCCAUCUCGCAGUCGGCGCCUAAAGCUACUGAAGAAGACUAUCGCUGAUGUGCGCAACGAAAUCAGCCUCAGGGAAGCCGCGGAGCCGGCAGGGUUGGAGCUGGACCCGGCGGGCCGGGCUGUGGAGGAUGAUGGGGACAAGUCCCAGCCCCCGAAGCUGGAGCCGUCCGACUCACUGCCCCCCCCGAACUCAAAUGGUGACUCGGAGCCGCCCACGCUCAGGCCCGUCCACCCCACCCCUGAUGGCAGGAGUCAGAAACAUGUGAAGUUUGGCGCGCGAAACUGUGACGGCCCGCCCCCCGGGGAGGUGCUCAACGGCCACCCCCCUGACCCAAUGCUCCCAGACGGCGACAUCGGCACAGCGGGGGCGCCCAUGCCGGCUGAAGCCCCCUGUACCGUCAACCGCCGCACCUCCGUGCUUUUCAGGAAGUCCAAAAGCAUGAGCCCGCAGAAGCCGGCGAAGGCUGGUGAUGGCCAGCAGGGGGCGCCACAGCUGGGGACCAAGACCUUCCUGUCUGUAGUGCUUCCCCGCCUAGAGACCCUCCUGCAGCCCAGAAAGCGGACGCGCAGCGCCAGCGGCGAGAGCGAGGCCGACGAGCCCUCCCCCGUGAAACGCUUCGACGCAGGGCUGUCUAACGGCUUUGUCGUCGACCAGGAGAGGGCGCCGGUGCCCAGCAGGCAGCUGGACCGUCGACGCAGGUGUGCCUCUGAGUCCAGCAUCUCCUCUAGCGGCAGUUUGCCGUGUAGCGCCAGCAGUUUCACUCUCCAGUCAAAGUGCGGCAAGAGCAAACCGGCGCUGGUACGGAGGAACACAGUGGACGACAACAGGCAGCUGGUGGGCUGCAGCGAGGGUGGCGGCGUGGGUCAGAGCGCCAAGGCGUCUGCCGAAGUUGGCAGCAGCAAUGUUUGGAUUCCUGCUAGCGCUGCGACACUUGUACUGGAACCUCUAAAACUAGUUUGGGCAAAAUGUAGUGGAUAUCCCUCCUACCCUGCCUUGAUAAUAGACCCCAAGAUGGUGCGGGGGGGCUGCCAUCACAAUGGAGUUUCCAUCCCAACACCCCCACAGGACGUGCUCCGGGCCGGAGAGCGGAUGCAGUACAGGUCCGAAGAGAAACUCUUCCUCGUCCUCUUCUUCGACAACAAGCGCAGUUGGCAAUGGCUUCCUAAAUCAAAGAUGGCUCCGCUAGGAGUCGACAAGACCACGGACAUGGUGAAGCUGAUGGAGGGUCGUACAUCCAGCAUCCGCAAGGCCGUCCACAAGGCCUUCGGACGAGCCACGGGAGGGAUGCUGCCUACCUGCUGAAUGGUGCAGCCCGAGUCCACAGGGCCUAACCCUGCUAAUCCAGACUGUUACUCUGGUGACGUGAAAUAUUUGGCCCAGUGCUGAGCCCACGUCGGGCCCCUCCUGCCCGAGCCGGGAGCUCAGACCACACUCACAUUCGCCGUUCGUAGCUGUGUAUUUAAAAACAAAAAAACCUCUGUAUAUACUUGUAAAUUUCCGACACUAACUUAUUCUGUAGAAUUUUUUUUUAAUUCGUAUUGUAAAUUUCUUAAUAUUUAUACUUUAUUGGUGCUAUGAAAAGUUGUACAGUUCUAGUAAUAAUCAAAUGACUCUGAUAGGGCUAAAAUGAUACAGUAUUUCAUAAAACUUUAAGUUAUUGAAGUUUAACUACAUAAACGCUCCACAACUAGCAUUAAUGGUUGUCCCCCGAUAUAAAGUUUUUUUUUUUUUUUUUUAAGUUUUACUACUUGUGUUUUUUGUAAAUACAUAUAAAUCUAUAUCUGUACAAUUAGUAUCCCUAAGGGGAACAUGUAGGGGCUUUUUCAAAGUGUCAUUUCCAUAAAACCAAAAAUACCUGCUGCCCAGAGUCCCCCAAUUUUGUUUGUGUGAUGUGAAACUUUUUACAUGAUGUAACGUGGUUUCUUUCUCCAUUUUUACCUGUUUAGUUUGACUGUGUUUCUUGGCCCUGUGUUCAGACUGUUUUUGGUGUGGCUGCUUGUGGAUCAGGUGAAGGGGGUGAGGUAUAUGCAUUUUAUAUCCCGAGAAAUUGUAAUAAGAUCUAGUGCAUUAAAAGCUAACUUUUAUUAUUUUAUAAUCAGUGUGCAAGUCAUCUGGUGAUUUGAUGGUUGAGCUUGUAGAGUUUGUGAUGUUUAGUUGGGUCCUGGGUAGCAAUGGUUAGAUGCAAGCUUGUUUCAAAUGUCAUGUACACAUCCUUAGAUUUAUUUUUUUGUUCACUUUUUUUUAAAAAAAGAAAAAAGCUGCAUUAAGUAAUGGGGAGGGAUCAGAUUUUUAUUUUUUAAAUGGAUACACAAAAUAAAAUGGUAUAAAUCACUA